UAUAGAUACUUUUGGACAGUAGAUACAAUCCCAUGCCAUCGUCACCCUCGGCUCCGUCUGCUGUAUCUGCCGUUAUCCAUUUCUGUUUCGCCUAAAAAUUCCCACUUUUCCUCCGUUCAACUAGCGGUUCUGAAUCUCUCUCCGCUCUCUGGGAAAAGAAUUUCGUAGAUUACUUGUAACUUGGCUAAUUAUUGUCUACCGAUUAUUUGAGCUUUUUGUUUCUGACGGGUAUAGAAGAGUGAGUCGGAGGGAGGAGGGACAAUGACGGAGGCGUCACCGAAGCUGACGCCGGAGGAAGAGAAGCUCACUAUCCGAGACAUUACGGUUUCCGCCGAAGCCCAAACUAAAGAAGGCGAUACCUUUUAUUUACUCAAUCAAAGAUGGUGGCAGGAGUGGCUUGAAUAUGUGAAUCAAAGCCCAGCGACCAAUACAAAUAAUGGAUUCUCUUUUGACCACCACGAUUCUGUCGAUUCAAGUUCUUUGAAGGGACCGUCAAGCAUUGACAAUUCUGAUUUAUUGUAUGAAGUGACUUCAGAUAAAUCUACACCGCGGACUGAGCUUCAUGAGACCCUCGUGGAAGGCACUGACUUCAUAUUGCUUCCACAAGAAGUAUGGAAUCAGUUCUGUGCAUGGUACGGAGGAGGUCCUCCAGUGGCUCGCAAAGUAAUCAACUCUGGUGUCUCUAAAACAGAGUUGUCUGUGGAAGUUUAUCCUCUGCGGCUGCAAUUACAUUUGAUGCCAAAAGGUGAUAGAGCUACUACAAGAAUAAGCAAAAAGGAAACUAUUGGAGAACUCCACAAAAGAGCUUGUGAAAUUUUUGACCUUAAUCCAGAUCAAGUGUACAUUUGGGAUUACUUCAGUCAUCGGAAGCAUGCUUUGAUGAAUGAUAUGGAAAAGACACUUGAUGAUGCAAAUAUACAAAUGGACCAGGACAUUUUGGUGGAGGUUAUUGAUAACAACGUUGGCAGCAUCACCAGUUCUCUUCGGGAGAAUGGGACUGCUGAUAAUGGAACACUGGCUUUUGUGGAGCCAUCUCAGUCAGGCUUCUCAAUUGCUGGAGGAUUAUCUGCAAGCAAGGGUUCAUCUAGAAAUGGUGGUUCAUUGCAAAAUCUAGGAUCGGUUAGGGAAACAGAUAAGACAUAUGGGAGUAUUGGUGUUAGCACAAGGGGUUCUUCUUGUGGUUUGACUGGGUUGUUGAAUCUUGGUAAUACAUGCUUUAUGAACAGUGCCAUACAAUGUCUUGUUCAUACGCCAGAAUUUGCACGUUAUUUCCGAGAAGAUUACUAUCAAGAAAUAAAUAGGCAGAAUCCUCUUGGCAUGGUUGGUGAGUUGGCCUUAGCAUUUGGUGAAUUGCUCCGGAAGCUUUGGGCGCCAGGUCGAACUCCUGUUGCCCCUCGGCCAUUCAAAGCUAAGCUUGCUCGCUUUGCACCGCAGUUCAGUGGAUACAAUCAGCACGAUUCUCAGGAGCUCCUUGCUUUCUUGUUGGAUGGGCUUCAUGAAGAUCUUAAUCGUGUCAAACAUAAACCCUACAUAAAAUCUAAAGAUGCAGAUGGUCGACCUGAUGAAGAAAUAGCAGAUGAGUAUUGGGCAAAUCACAUUGCUCGUAAUGAUUCGAUUAUCGUGGAUGUAUGCCAAGGCCAAUACAAGUCAACUCUAGUUUGUCCUGUUUGUAACAAAAUCUCAGUUACAUUUGAUCCAUUCAUGUAUCUUUCAUUGCCUCUUCAAUUCACGUCAAACCGAAGUAUGACAGUUACAGUUUUCACGUGUGAUGGGAGUGCACCUCCUGCUGCUUACACUGUUGCUGUCCCAAAGCAGGGACGUUGCAGGGAUCUGAUCCAAGCACUUGCUAUUGCAUGUUCUUUGAAGCACAAUGAGAAGCUUUUGCUUGCAGAGAUACGGGGCCACAAUAUAUAUCAAUACCUGGAAGAUCCUCUAAUUUCAUUAGCUUCCAUCAGAGAUGAUGACCACCUUGCUGCCUACAAGAUUCCAAAAUUAGUGAAGAAUACAAAAUUUCUUCAGUUGAUACACCGCCGAGAAGAAAGGGAAACUGGUGGCGCUCAGGGUGCAAUGAGUUGGAAACCUUAUGGAACACCUCUUGUAUCAUCAAUCUUAUGUGAGGAUGUAAUUACAAGUGAUGACAUACAGUCAAUAGUUCACACCUUGCUUUUGCCGAUGUUAAGAGCUGAAAAUGUGGGGCAUCCCAGUUUGACUAGUUCUCGCACCUCAGUAGCAGCUUCAGAUUCAUCUCGAGCUGCUGGUUUAACUGAGGAAUGCACUGAAACCUAUGUUUCUGGACGACAUGGGAAUGGUGGCAGCUCGAGAGCGAGAAACUUGCAGAAACUUCCACUUGUGUUUGUUGAUGAAAAUAAUGUUUGCAUUGACUUAAGUGUUGGGGAGGAUAAGGCACUCAAGUACUCCUCAUCAUCACCAUCAAUACUUGUAUUUAUUGAUUGGUCAAAGAAGCUUUUAAAGAAUUAUGAUACACACUACCUGGAAAACUUGCCAGAAGUAUCAAGAUAUGGGCCCACUGCCAAGAAAGCUCGUACUGAGCCUUUGUCAUUGUAUACUUGCUUGGAAUCAUUUUUACGUGAGGAGCCGCUGGUUCCUGAAGACAUGUGGUACUGUCCUCGUUGCAAGGAGCGAAGACAAGCGAGUAAAAAGCUGGAUCUUUGGAGGCUUCCUGAAGUGCUUGUCAUCCAUCUUAAAAGGUUCUCGUACAGUAGGUCCAUGAAGCACAAGCUGGAAACCUUUGUCAAUUUUCCAAUCCAUGAUUUCGACUUGACAAAUUAUGUAGCCAACAAGAACAACUCACAGCGGCAGCUGUAUGAACUGUAUGCCUUGACAAAUCACUAUGGUGGCAUGGGAAGCGGGCACUACACAGCUCACAUUAAGCUUCUUGAUGAAAAUAGGUGGUAUAACUUUGACGACAGCCACAUAUCACCAAUAAAUGAAGAAGACGUGAAGUCUGCUGCCGCCUAUGUACUCUUUUAUAGGAGGGUCAAAGCUGAUAAAGCUAUUCUGAGCAUUGGAGCAUCAUAGGCUUCUGCUGAUUCCAUAACUCAAGUAGCCUCCAGAGACUAGUUCAUAUUUGUUUGUACAUGAAAUCGUUGUAGUGCUCUUUCAAAAUAUUCAGUAUGCUAACCCUUGGGCGGUUUUUGAGUCCCUGUGGGGUUAGGGAAAGCUUCACAAACAGGUACACUUUAUAGAAGAUUUUGGAUCAGAAUUUGAAACCUGCAGCAUGUCUUAGUUUCUGUUGCAACCUCCUAUGUCUCUGUUGUAUUUUGAGAGGCUAGAUGAAAUUGGCAAGUUUGAUGGUUAGUCUGACAUUUCUUAGUAACUCAGUCGAGAGAUUGUCUAGUCUAAACGGCCAAGAUUUAGAUAUUAAGCAGGUUUAGAGGUGCAGAUCGGAUUUUGUUUAUUGUAUUUUAGCAGAACAAGAUGCUGGUUGAUAUAUGUUCAAAGCCCAUUUAAAGAAAAAGGGUAGUGUAUUCUGUCACGA
This is a messenger RNA of Coffea eugenioides, 3499 nucleotides long. Its product is annotated as ubiquitin carboxyl-terminal hydrolase 5. The record is from RefSeq and is a predicted model, not a curated record. The transcript is spliced from 13 exons. Gene Ontology annotation, molecular function: cysteine-type deubiquitinase activity. Bases 262 to 3039 code for a protein of 925 amino acids. Gene Ontology annotation, biological process: protein deubiquitination. NCBI's taxonomy places the organism in Eukaryota, Viridiplantae, Streptophyta, Magnoliopsida, Gentianales, Rubiaceae.